CAUUAGUGAAUGUCAAUGGUAGUGUCGCGAUCGCACGUUUGUUUGUAAUAAAUAAAGUUUUUCAUCGCGAAAUUAAACCGUCAAGUUUUACAUCACUGCUUAUAAUUUAUUUGAUAGUAUUUUGCUAGUUUCUGUUAUAUGGAGUAGAUAAAAAAUAUUAUAAAAUGUUUUUACGCGCGGAAAUAUUCCUUUACUUUGUCUUGUUGGUUCGAAAUAGUUAUCAACGGUCCUGGGUCACCACGGAGGAAUUGGAAAAUCACAUAAGUCCAGAGGAUCUGCAAGAAUUUCUUAAAAUAAAAACGCCCGCUACUACAACCACUGAAGCCCCUGACGCCGAUUAUGAUAGUAUAGAGUUUUCGGUGCGUGUAGGUGUACCGAACGAAGUGGAUUGUUUCGGCUUUGGGCCCACUAUGACACAGAUAAUAGAAAAGUUUUUCAACAUGAAACCAGACUCAUCGGAGAUAGUCAACACACAGUUCUAUUUCUCUUCAAGAAAUCAACGUCAAAGGGUUCAGGUGUUUGCUGGAGAUCAGUUCGGACUAGAAUGGGUUGAUUAUAAACCAGAGAGAAAGACCAUUAUGAUUGUCCACGGCUAUAUGAGCUACAGCAACGCAUCGUGGGUCAACGAUAUGACCAGGGCAUUCUUGGAAUGGGGCGAUGUGAAUGUCAUAGCCGUAGACUGGAGCGGAGGCGGGAACACAUGGAAGUAUUGGCGUGCCGUCGCCAACACACGGAGAGUCGGCUCCGAUAUUACUGCAUUUCUGAACCAGUUGAUGGCAGCUACUGGCGCAAAAGUGAAAGACUUCCAUUUUGUCGGUCACAGCUUGGGUGCACAUAUUUCUUCGUACGUGUCCUUCCACAUAGGACGAGUUGCUAGAAUCACCGGUUUGGACCCAGCCCAGCCUUGUUACGGUUUGGCUAACAGCACAGAACGGUUGGACGCAACCGACGCUGACUUCGUUGACAUAAUUCAUACCAAUGGACGACUAAUGACAAGAAUAGGAUUGGGUCUGCCUGAUCCUUUGGGGGACGCAGAUUUUUAUCCAAAUGGCGGGAUGAAGCAGCCGGGAUGCUUUAACAACUCUGACUCAAAAUGGGCGCGUUUUCUGCCAAUUUCUCCUUCGAAAUUACAACAGGCGAUAUGCAGUCACGGGCGCGCGUAUCUUCUCUUUACAGAGUCGUUGGUUAACAACAACUGCACUUUCAGAGCUUACCCGUGGAACUUAACUUAUCAAGGAGUAAACGCGAGCAUACGUGCGACGUGUGACAAACGUGGGUCAUGUUCGGAGAUGGGCAUCAGGGCGGUUGGGCUGAACGGGCUGCCGCGAGCACAUGGCACAUAUUUCACGCUCACCACUGAAAAGGAACCCUAUUGUCCAACGGAAUCAGAGCAACGGAAACCAUGGCCAAAACUCCUGUGGGACUUACGCAAUGGAUUUACGCUUAAUAAAAUUUUAAAUGUAACAACGGUAACUCAAGCGUACGCCGACCCUAUGGAAUACAAUGAAGUGACUACGACAACACAAAAGAGUUGGUGGAAUAGAAUUUUGGACACGUUUGGUUGAAAUAUUGUUUAUUAUUGGAGAAUGCAGGAGAUAUGAUGUAAGAUAAAUAUUUUAGUGUAUUAUAUAAAUAUUCACCCCCUUAUUCAUAGAUGUUAAUUAUCUAAGGACGGAGCAUUGCUGUGAUAACAAGUCUGUUUCUCAGCUUUUUUAAUCUGACAGCUUGUUGUUUGUUCAGCUUUGUUUAUCUGACAGCUUGCUGUUUGUUCAGCUUUGUUUAUCUGACAGUUAAGUAGAUUUAAGUUGUAUCUCAAUAUUAGCCACUCACAACGGCCCUAUGUCCACGCAUUGCGAAGGCUGCCAUGCUGUCAGCACAGAGAAACAGGUUUGUUACCACGUCGGCGCCACACAUAGCAAAAAUAUUUGAACACUUAUUUGAACUUAUGUGUGGCACGGGUAUUUGUGUAUUUGUGCAAAGUUUGUUUAAAUGUUUGCGUAUUUGCCAUUCGGUAUCGGUUUUUCGACCACACAUCAAAGUGUUCAAAGUUAUUGAGUUACUUGAAGGAGAACCGAUUAUAUGGAAACCUAAUAGUAAAAGCCAUAAAAAUUUAAAUUUGGUCAGUGUCUGUAACUGUGUUCAUAUGUGUGGCAAAGUCUUUGUUCAAAUAUUUGUCCGUGUAUGGCGCCGGCAUCACAGCAAUGCUCCGUCCUUAGAUAAAUAACAUCUAUGAAUAAGGGGGUCAGUCUUUUAAGGAAGGUUCUCGCAAAAUUUUGGAAUAAAUCUGAAAGCUAUCACGAAGUUAUGUGCUGUAAAAUUAAAAUAUGAUCCCUUACAGACAAUUUAUUCAUAAACUGUAAAAAUAGAAGUAAGUAACAGCUAAAAUAAAACCCUUUAUUAUAAUUACAACACCAUAAAUGUAAUAAUAUAGGCAAAAGUAGCGGUUAAUUUUAGAACUAGCCGUUAGAAAGUACCAUAAGAUUUGUGAUGCAGUUUUUUACUUUUAUAUAUUAUAUUAAAUAGGUACAUAUUUUUAUACCUACUUUACACUUAUUUUUAAAUUCGAAGAACAUUACUUAGUUAACUUAGUUUUUACUUGUAUUCUUACUGUAAAAAUGUAUUACUUGGUAUUUUAGGACAUAUACUAUUAUAAAAUACUAUUAUAGAUAAAACAUUCGUGUUGAAAUGAGUCAAAAAUAAUGUUGCAUAAAUAUUUGUCUAUUUAAGUUUAUUUCUUGUUUACUUUAUUUACAUAGGGCCUGUUUGACAACUUUUCAGUAAAUGUUACUCGUCAUAUAAAUAAAUAAACCGACCAAAUUCAAAAGACGUAUUCUAUGCUCCCAAAUAAAUGGCAUUAAAAAUAGUAUUAUCUACAUUAAGUAAUUGUUUAAUACUAGAAUACAUUGAGUGUUACUGGUAAAUAAUAUUACCAGUAAUACGAGUUUAGCUGAUUUAUAUUCAAUUACUUUCGUUCACAGUUUAUUUUUUUUAUUUGAAAUGUUACCUAACCCUAAUGUGACUUUUGGGACUGAUAUAUUAAGCUAAAACAUCGAAGUUGAAUGAAAA
Manduca sexta (tobacco hornworm) is the source of this 3066-nucleotide messenger RNA. RefSeq names its product lipase member I. Gene Ontology annotation, molecular function: lipase activity. The record is from RefSeq and is a predicted model, not a curated record. The transcript has 11 exons. Bases 165 to 1565 code for a protein of 466 amino acids. Lineage: Eukaryota; Metazoa; Arthropoda; Insecta; Lepidoptera; Sphingidae. Gene Ontology annotation, biological process: lipid metabolic process.